This is a messenger RNA of Entrophospora sp. SA101, 699 nucleotides long. The record is from the annotation of a GenBank genome assembly. NCBI's taxonomy places the organism in Eukaryota, Fungi, Glomeromycota, Glomeromycetes, Entrophosporales, Entrophosporaceae.
AUGUUUACAACAUUUGACGCAAUUGAAAAAAAAUUAAAUGAAUUUUUGGAAGAGGAUUUUAAUUCUAUCUUUGAUAAUUCUAACACUGAUCCCAAUAUACAUGAUAGAUUCAGUAGAAUUUAUCAAUUACAUGAUUUUUUAAAUUUGAUUGAUCGGUUAGAAUUACAAAUAUAUAAUGCAGCUGUUGGAACAGCACUGGGAAGAUUACCACAGGCACCCCGUGCAAGUAUUAUAUUUUUUCGUACAAAUCGUAAAGUUUGUGAUGAAUGGUUUUCUCGUGUCAGAACUGGAAUUAUAAAAGGGGCUAAAAUUGUUGGAGAUGAUGCUAUGGCUUUAAAACAUGGCUAUCAGUCUCUUUUGAAUCAAAUCAAUAUAUUAAAAGGCGAAGCGACUGUCAAUAGAAUGGAGUUACUGAUGGAAUUUCAAGAAACACUUAUGAAUAUUGUUCAAAGCCUUCAAAAAAUACAUGAACCUGAUAGCAUUGCUGGCUUAUUAGCAUGGAGUCAACGUAUCCUUUUGAACUUUGAAAAUCCCGAUUCAGGAAUUUCAUCAAUGAUCAAUGAGUCAUCUCUCGAAGAAAAAAAUCAUGACAAUUCAACUUUACAACCAUCAACUGCUUCUCUUGUAUUACUUCAGCGUAAACCAAACAAUAAAACUGUUCCUGCUCUUGCCCAUUUUUAUUGGGCAGAUGAGCAUUGA